Molecule: messenger RNA, 1173 nt
Organism: Triticum aestivum (bread wheat)
Lineage: Eukaryota; Viridiplantae; Streptophyta; Magnoliopsida; Poales; Poaceae
Exons: 3
Coding region: 122-814 (230 amino acids)
Source: RefSeq, a predicted model, not a curated record
GUUCCUCGCUAAUCCCCAUUUCCCACAAACCCACCGUCCCCUCGCUGCUCCAGCCCAACCACUCCGCCUCCUCCCAGGGCGAGAAGCUUCCAGGAGCAGCUAGGGUUUCCCGUACCGGUCGAUGGCCGUCGCCGACGCGGUGCUGCCCUCGCCGCCGCCCCCGCCCCCGCCGGCGCGGGCCGUCGUCGUGCGCUUCGCCCUUGCCCUGAUGCUGGCGCUCGGGCUCGUCCUCUGCGUCGCGGCGGGAGCCCUCGCCUGCCUGGGCUUCGCCUCUGCGUGGGUCGCCUCCGCGGCCUCGGCUGCCAAGGUCGUGGCGCGCCGCGCCUGGGGCGAGGCCUCCGCUCCUUUCCUCUUCCUCCAGGCGCUCACGUACGGGGCCCUGAAGGUCUGCGUCUACAACUUUCUUGUGUUGCUCGCGCUUACCGUCCUGCAGCAGUUCGUGGCCUACGUGAUUGCAGUUGUAUCUGGAUCCACUUCAGGAUUCAAGAAGAAUUGCUGCCCUCCUCAGAGCGCCUUUGGAGCAAUGAGGCCGGAGUCGGUUGCACGCUUCUUUAGGCUUCUGCGCCCCAUUGUGCUUGGAUUUGUUGCAUAUGUGGCCUUCAUCCUGCUAGCGGUCGCUGGUUUUCUGGUAGCAAUGAUGUCGCCACAUGUGGAGGGAUCGAUGUCUCAGGGAGAAAUGGUGGGUUCGGUGAUCAUGGAUGUGGGGAUAUUUGGUUCGCACGCGACAGCUUGCUUUGUUAUGAUGCCAGCUCUCGUUCUUAGUCUCUGGAGGGAGUACCAGGCAAACAGGAAAGCACCAUCGCAGUUCUGUUGAGACGAAGCUAAGAAGAGAAGGUGGCCGGGGAAGCGAAGCGUACUGCCAUGUGCUCCGCCGUUGAGAUCGGUGAAGAGUUUCGGGGUUGCGGCUCUCCAGUGCCGCGGAUCACCUUCACCGCCAGGAGAGGGACGCCAUGGCUGUACCCCGAGCUGACGGGAGGGGCUCUCUCUCGCUCGCACCGAGCGCGAGCGUCCGUCCCCUUGCCCGAAGCGACGAGUUACUGGGCCGGCAUUUGUUAGUUAUAGUUAGUUUGUUUUUCCUUUUAUUUUUUAAAUUUUAAUUUAUAUUUAUAAAUAUACAUAAUACAAAAAUUUGUUCACACAACUUUUAUAAAAUGUUGAGAGCAUUCAAAAACA